Molecule: messenger RNA, 3116 nt
Organism: Drosophila albomicans
Lineage: Eukaryota; Metazoa; Arthropoda; Insecta; Diptera; Drosophilidae
Gene: Ip6k
Product: nucleolar and coiled-body phosphoprotein 1
Exons: 6
Coding region: 29-2893 (954 amino acids)
Biological process (GO): phosphatidylinositol phosphate biosynthetic process; inositol phosphate biosynthetic process
Cellular component (GO): cytoplasm; nucleus
Molecular function (GO): inositol hexakisphosphate kinase activity
Source: RefSeq, a predicted model, not a curated record
AUCGUUAAACUGUUUCGUGCGGCAGGGAAUGGUAUAUUUCUUGGGGGAUUGGGGCAUGGGAGAUUCUGACUUGUCGUCAUAUCAGCAGCAUGUUCCAAAUAUACAGCAGCACCAACGCAUCCAUGGACGUGAUUUACAUCAACAGCAACAACAGCAGCAGCAGCAACAACAACAGCAGCAGCAGCAACAGCAAUUGGUUACACAAAUCUCAAGCAGAUUAAAUCUGCAAUUCGCCAGCGGUUCAAGCUUCCUCCAGCAAGCGUCACCCAUCCCAUCGCCCCAGCAUCAUGUCGUCAGCCCGAGGAGCAGUAGCAGCAUCACCAGCAGCAGCAGCAGCAGUUUGGUAACCGCCAAUCUUCAGCAACUAUCGGUGAGCAACAGCGGCAACAACAACAGCAGUUGCUCAACGCCCACCAAGUCACAUCAUCAACAGCAACAGCAACAGCAGGUUGAUUCUCAUCCUCCAGCUGGUGCUGCACUUAAGGCGCAUUCAUCUUGGCUGCGACAAUGCUCCGAAUCGAAUGGCUCACAAUCAGUUGCCGAUAGUUGCGGGAAAGCGAAGCCGUCGCAGCAACCUACACAGCUUAGCAAGGAUCUCCAGGACAACGAAGAUGAGGUUGCACUUCAUCCACUUUCCAACCAGGUCGGAGGACACACACGCCUGUUGCUGCUCAACCAGUCGACGGUGAUAAAACCGCUGAAUUUGCGCGAAUUGGACUUUUAUCAGAACAUUCCGCAGGACAUACAGAAGUUUGUGCCCAAGUACAAAGGCGUUAUGCAAGCGACCUCCAUGGGCGGCAUUAAGCUGGACAAACGCUACUCCCCCAGUUUCCGGGACGAGGCUGCCGCGGUGCCCGUGCGCAAGAUGAGCGCCUCGAAGCGCAAGCGUGAUGAUGUUCUCAGAAUGAAGGUGCAUAAGAACGGAAAUGCGGCCGAUGUUAUCAAGAGCAUUUCGCAACUUGACAACUCCAAUAAGCAAUACUUCCUGAUGCUCGAGAAUAUCACGUCUCAGUUUCGCAAUCCCUGCAUUCUGGACCUGAAGAUGGGCACCCGGCAGCAUGGCGACGAUGCCUCCGCCGAGAAACGUUCGAAGCAAAUGGCCAAGUGCGCUGCGAGCACGUCCGGCUCUCUGGGCGUUCGACUAUGCGGCAUGCAGACCUAUCAAGCAGAUCUGGAACAGUAUGCCAAGCGAGACAAGUAUUGGGGACGGGAGCUCAACGAGUGUGGAUUCAAAACCGCCCUGCAUGACUUUUUCUACAAUGGCUAUCGUCUGCGCAUUCGUGUUAUACGCAAAAUCUUACAACGAUUGUUGCAGCUCCGUCGCGUCAUUGAGAAACAAUCCAGUUACAGAUUCUACUCGUGCUCCUUACUCAUCGUAUAUGAGGGCCAUGAAGAGAAUCCAAUGGCUCAUCCACCGUCUAUGGACUUGGAUGAUUGGCUGGAAGCCCCGAAAUCAGCCACAGUGCAGCCAACAGCAGUGUUUGACUAUCAUCCAGAGAACAGCAUAGAUGAAGAUGAUAUUGAGGACGAUGACGCGGGACACGAGGCGGGUGAUGAACUGGAGCCUCACGACACCGAUGAGGAUUUGCAACUGGUGACCGCCGUUGACAGUGGCAAUGCUUCGGCAACUAACAGCAGCACCGGUGCCGAUGGCUGCAACUACGAUGCCGAUGCAUCCAAUGACUCAAACUCACGCUUGAAUUUAGCAACUCGUCGUCAUCUGCAUAAACGUGGCUUUGCGGAGGCGGCGGCACGUGGUGUCAAGCAGACAGCCACUAGCUCCACCACCACAACUGACGAGGAGGAAGACGAAGAGGAGGAAGACGAGGAGUCAAAUAAGUCUCAGCAUUCGCAUUUGUCCGUCAUGCCACCACCGCGUAGCUGCGGUGUGCUGCCAAACAAGCAAACAACUGUUGGCGGUGGCAAGAAUAGUGGCAACAACGCAACACCUGCAUUCAUUCCAAUUUCCGAAGAGACAGUAUUCCUGGAUCCAGAGCCAGCGCUGCCCAGCGUGACAACCUCAUCGCCACAUUCCGGUGACUCGUGGAUGAACUACAGCAGCAACAGCAGUGACGACUUCUCCGGUCUCUCCGAGCAGAUCAAAGCUUGCGCCAGUGGCCGCCAGACCUGCAACAACAGCUCCGAUGACGGCAGCUCAGACUACGAGAGCAGCAUUAUUGGCCCAACAGAAGCCAUGUUCAAGCGUUUCAAGUCACAGCAAUCCUUUGAUGCAGCAUCCGGUAGCGUAGAUGCCACCUCUCCGCCCCACACAGCCGGCAAUUCGAGUGUCUCAAACAGUGCCACCAUCAAGUCAAUUGUGUCACCUGCCUCAUCCAGCGCCUCAUCGUUGGUGUCCGUAAAGGGAGCUGUGAAGCGACUGCGUUGCAAAGAUGACGACGAACACUACGCAGCCCACGAUGACUCUAGAGAGGCUAAGAAAUCAACGAUAACAUCCACACCCGUUUCAGCCGUUUCUUCGCCCUCAAAAACACGAGCAACAGCCGCAGUGCAACGCAGUUGUGAAAACAUUUCCAAUUCGAUGCUCACUGGCAUCCUGCUCGAUUCUCUAGAACGACGUGCCAGUGCCGAGAGUGACAACAACAACACAUCUGAGCCCAAAACGUCAGCGGCAAGUGCAGCUGCUCGCAAUACUGCUUUACUGCACGGAUCCAAGUCGUUGGACAUGUCUGCACCGCCCACAGACGAUUCGGCCUGUUUUGUAGAUGUGCGUCUCAUAGAUUUUGCGCACACUGCUUUUGUGCCACGCAACGGCAGCAUGCUACCCACUCCAGCCGCCGCACCCGUGCAUCAUGGACCAGAUGGCGGCUUUCUCACCGGUCUGGACAGCCUCAAUCGUCUGCUCAAUGAGAUAUUGGCCGAAGAAUCCGUCUAGACAAGGAGCAAACAUCCUACCUAACGCAUACAAAUUUAGCCCACUCACAGAUUACAUGAAUGGGGCGCUGAAAAAGCAGAGAGAGUUGAAAGUACAAUUUGAUUUGAAAAUACCUAAAUUGUUGCAGCAACAUGUGUUAAAUUAUGAAACUAAUCUUUAGAAAUUCGAAAUGUGAUUCAGCAAAACAAAAAAAAAAAAACAAAAAAAAAAGAAAAUAUAAAAA